Messenger RNA from Acanthosepion pharaonis, 900 nucleotides. The record is from the annotation of a GenBank genome assembly. Lineage: Eukaryota; Metazoa; Mollusca; Cephalopoda; Sepiida; Sepiidae.
AUGCUGUUUUCCGCUUUGAAACGUGAACUGCUAACGAUGCGGGGUUUCUCAUUUUCUUUCCUUAAUCCCCUCUACAUUUCUCUCGCCAUCUCUCGCUCUCUCUCCCUCACUCUCUCUUUAUAUCUCACUCUUUAUCCCUCUCUUUUACGCUCUCUCAAUCACUAUCUCGUUUUCACUCUCCCUAAUUCACUCUCACUCUUUCUAUCACCCUCUUUCAUUCUAUGUCUUACUCUCCUUUUAAAUAAUUCUCUCAUAGUCUUCUCUCUCUUUCACCCUCUAUCUCUUAAACUGUUUCACUCUCUCUCUCACUUUUACUCUCUCUCAAUCACUAUGUCGUUUUCACUCUCCCUAAUUCACUCUCAACUCUUUCUAUCACCCUCUUUUAUUCUAUGUCUUACUCUCCCUCUAAAUAAUUCUCUCAUUGUCUUCUCUCUCUUUCACCCUCUAUCUCUUAAACUUCUUCUCUCUUUCACCCUCUAUCUCUUAAACUGUUUCACUCUCUCUCUCUCUCUCUCACUUUUACUCUCUCUCUCAAUCACUAUGUCGUUUUCACUCUCCCUAAUUCACUCUCACUCUUUCUAUCGCCCUUUCAUUCUAUGUCUUACUCUCCCUCUAAAUAAUUCUCUCAUAGUCUUCUCUCUCCUUCUCCCUCUAUCUCUUAAACUGUUUCACUCUCUCUCUCUCUCACUUUUACUCUCUCUCAAUCACUAUGUCGUUUUCACUCUCCCUAAUUCACUCUCACUCUUUCUAUCACCAUCUUUCAUUCUAUAUCUUACUCUCCCUCUAAAUAAUUUUCUCAUUGUCUUCUCUCUCUUUCACCCUCUAUCUCUUAAACUGUUUCACUCUCUCUCUCUCCCUUUUACUCUCUCUCAAUCACUAUGUCGUUUUCACUCUCCCUAA